AAGCAUAGUCGCCAUUUUGGCUCAAGGCUAAGUUGUAGAUUUUACAUGGUUUAUAAACGUUACCUUACUUUUUAUAUUAUUUAUUUUUACUAUCCCGUUGUGACACACUCAGUCUAAUAUUGGUGAUACUGGAUAUUGAUUUCCGUUUUUUUUUUAUUAAUAUAGCGAAUAACACUUUGUAACUUGGGUGUUUUACUUAACUCGGAUCAGGUAAAAUCAUGGGAGGAUGCUCAGCGCCGAAUUGCUCGAAUUCAACCACAAUUGGAAAGCAGUUAUUUCGUUUCCCAAAAGACCCUGUAAGAAUGAAAAAAUGGGUGAUUAAUUGCCGGCGAGAUUUUAUACCUACCACAUGUUCCAGAUUAUGCGAGGAUCACUUUGAGCUGAGUCAGUUUGAAGAAAUCGCAAGAUCUCCAGCAGGAGGAAAGAAGCUAAAGCCAAAUGCUAUCCCCACAGUAUUUGAUGUGCCUGAUCCACCGUCACCCAUCCUUAUGAAAGAAGUGAAAAUAAAAUUGGACUAUGCUGGUAAGAGGACCCGUGGCGAUCAUGGUUAUGCUCGGAAGCAGCUAUGCAGUGAAACAGGAGAGCCUGAAAACAAUGGGGAAAACAAUAAUGAAGAUGACAGCUGUAGGGAGUGUGAUCGGUUCAAGGCACAUUUGGAGCAGCAGUAUCUGAACAAUGCUAUAUUGCAAAGACAGGUUGAAGAAAUGAAGAAAAAACUAAAUAAACUGAAUAAAAUAGAAAAAAGCCUGCAAAAUUUUCUGUUUGAUGAUCAGAUACGCGCCCUCUCGCUAACAAAGCGUUCCAGGCGUGCUGUGUGGUCACAGAACACCGUACAAUCUGCUCGACGGAUCAGAGCUGCUGUGGGAGGGAAAGGUUAUGAGUUUUUAAGAGAAUUAGGCUAUCCACUCCCUUCAUACAGGACUCUGUGUAACAGAGUUGAACCCUGUAUUAUCACGCCACCUGCAGUACCAGAAGAGAUGUCAGAGACUUUUGCUGAAACUCAGGAAAAAUCUGCUGUGGUUGUCCUGCCAGGUUCUAGCCCUGGUACUGUUGUUGGGAGUUAGAGAUGGUAGGAUGAUAUACAGAGCAUCAAAAGAAACUUAUCACUAUUAUAACACAUUUAUUUUUGAAAACAUAAGGUAUAUU
Molecule: messenger RNA, 1146 nt
Organism: Polyodon spathula (Mississippi paddlefish)
Lineage: Eukaryota; Metazoa; Chordata; Actinopteri; Acipenseriformes; Polyodontidae
Product: 52 kDa repressor of the inhibitor of the protein kinase-like
Exons: 4
Coding region: 219-1064 (281 amino acids)
Molecular function (GO): sequence-specific DNA binding
Source: RefSeq, a predicted model, not a curated record